Messenger RNA from Stegostoma tigrinum, 5691 nucleotides. It is a transcript of the gene mllt1a, whose product is annotated as MLLT1 super elongation complex subunit a. Gene Ontology annotation, cellular component: super elongation complex. Gene Ontology annotation, biological process: regulation of DNA-templated transcription. The transcript has 12 exons. The coding region runs from base 199 to 1881 and encodes 560 amino acids. NCBI's taxonomy places the organism in Eukaryota, Metazoa, Chordata, Chondrichthyes, Orectolobiformes, Stegostomatidae. The record is from RefSeq and is a predicted model, not a curated record.
UGUGAUUGGCCGGCGCGACGCUCUGUUUUGGAAGUCCUCUGAGGGCCUGUGUCCGUUGUCGGCGCGGCUUCCGUUCCCGCUCCCCGGCUUCGGGCUCGGCCUUGGGAGACAAUGCGAGUGUGAGCGGGUGGGUGAGCCGGCGUACGGAGAGGCACCGGGGAGCAGGAGGAGGAAAGGGAGAAAGGCGACGCCAUCGCCAUGGACAAUCAGUGCACUGUGCAGGUUAAAUUGGAACUAGGCCACCGAGCCCAGCUUCGGAAAAAGCCCACCACUGAAGGAUUCACCCAUGACUGGAUGGUCUUCGUCAGAGGACCAGAACAAAGCGAUAUUCAGCACUUCGUGGAAAAAGUGGUUUUUCGGUUGCAUGAGAGCUUUCCAAAACCCAAACGAGUUUGCAAGGAACCACCUUAUAAAGUAGAGGAGUCUGGCUAUGCUGGAUUUAUUAUGCCGAUUGAUGUCUACUUCAAGAACAAGGAAGAGCCCAAAAAGGUUUGUUUCACAUAUGAUUUGUUUCUGAAUCUGGAAGGGAAUCCACCUGUAAAUCAUCUACGCUGUGAGAAACUUACCUUUAACAACCCAACCAAGGAAUUUCGACGCAAGCUUUUGAAAGCAGGAGGGGUUAUGGUAAUGCCUGAAGGAACCGACACAACCUCCAGACCAAGUCCAGACUAUCCCAUGCUGCCGACGAUUCCUCUCUCCGCAUUCUCUGAUCCAAAGAAAAGCAAACCAUCUCAUGGGUCAAAGGACACAAACCGAGAAAGCAGCAAAUCCUCAAAACCUCACAAAGUCACGAAAGAGCACAGAGAACGACCUAUGAAAGAUACUGAGAACAAGCCAACUGUAAAAGAACCAGAAAAGGAACACAGUAAAUCAUCCAAGGAAUCAUCGCGAAAAUCAGCAGAGAGUAAGACUUCAAAGGAAGAAAAGGCCACACCAAAGGCAACUUCUAAAGAACCAAAACCUGCCUUCAAGGAGUCUAAACUAGACAGCAUGUCGCCCAAGGGUGGAGGUAACCUCCAUCAGGAAUCAAAGCCUAGUAUUAAGAGGCCCUCUAACACAGAUUCACUGAAGGCAAAUGCCAAAAAACAAAAGAAAAGCACUUCUGAGUCAUCAAAAAGUUUCCCAAGUGUCUCGCCAAGAAUUUCUUCUUCCUCUUCUUCUUACGCUGAAAAAAAGAAAUUGAAUGAAAAAGAAAAGGAAAAAGUGAACAUUAAAAUAGAGAAAGUUAAAUCUGAAAGUAAUGUGAAAGAAGUGAAGAAGGCAGUGGAUUCAGAUGACUGUAAUUCAGAAGAUGAAGUGGUGUCCAAAUCUGAGUCUGUACGGACCAGUCAGUCCAACUCAAGUUCAAGUUCAGAUUCAAGCUCAGAUUCUGAUUUUGCACCAUCUCAAAACCACAGACAAGGGCCCCUGCGGUCUAUGGUAGAGGAAAUCCAAUCGGAAGGCUCUGAUGACGACAGCAGCUCCGAGGAGGAAAGGCCUGUAAAAAACAUCGCAGUUAGCAGAGAUCACAGAUUGAGUUUAAGUGAUGACAGUGGAAGUGAAAGUAGCGAGAACUCCAACGUCAACACCCUGGACCAGCCACAGAAACACGUAGCUGCUAAUAACAAGACAUCUGGCAGAAAAAGUCCUGAAAACUGUGAAAAACCUGAAAAGCUAUGUAAAAAAGGAUUGCAAGACAAGUCAUAUACUGAAGAGUUGGUAGAUCUGCAUCGCAGGUUAAUGGCAUUAAGAGAACGCAAUGUGUUACAACAGAUUGUAAAUCUGAUUGAAGAAACAGGACAUUUCAAUGUUACAAACACAACUUUUGACUUUGACCUUUUCUCACUGGAUGAAACCACCGUCCGUAAGCUACAGAGUUACUUAGAAGCUACAGCCACAUGACAAGACUUGGGCUUUCAAUGCAGACUGUAGUAUUUUUAAAUAAAAACUAAGACGUUGGACUUCAAUCCCUGUAUGAUGGAAGGUACAACCUAAGGGAUGAGCGACAGUGUACUGGAUAUUGAAAACUUUGUUUCAAAACUGAGGCUCAACUUAAAACCGGAGCUGCAUGGGAUUAAGAAAGUCAUUGUCAAAGCAUAAAUUUUAUCGCCAUUUAUCAAUUCCCGAAAGGAUAGCUAUUCUACUAGGUCAGGAGAAGAAAGAAAGGAAGAAUAGUGAGUGACUUUCUACUCCAAGAGGUGUUCACCUCUACAUGCUACCAGAGGAACAAGAAAGAAAUGUUUUUAAAGAAACAUUUGAUGAGACUUUUGUUUUAGUUUUUAGUGAAUGUUAAAUUUUACCCGAAGACAAUAGAAUUAAUGUAUAUAUUCUGCAAGAACAAAUGAGCUACAUCCCUGAUGUGAACCGAAGAAUUCUGUGGUUUCUAAUAAAAUGCCAAAUGAUACAGUUUUGCUGUGGAAAUAAAAUUCUGUAAAGUGCUAGACACAUUACUGAACUUGGUUUCACUAAUGUAGUCUCUGAAUCCAGUACAGAUCUAUUGCAUUGUAUAUUAUCUAAAGAAUAUAUAUUUUUGAACCCAUUGAGUACUGACUAUCCUUUCCCACUUCCGUAAUAUGUACACAUUUUAAACACAUUUAUUUUAACCAAUAUCUAAUUAAGCAUUUUUUUUUAAACUUGCUACAUAGAAGGACACCAAAAUUCAAAGAAUUUUACAACACAAGAGACCACUUAUCCCUGCCCCUUCUGGACCUAGCCUCCAAAGACAUUUCUUGCAUCUGCUGUUAAACCAUAUCAUCUUUUUUUUCUUUUAGGUUGCAGGUCUAUUUCUCUGCCACAGUUUCUUAAUUCUUAUUUGCCUAACUUUUGUCGUCAAGCUGAUGUGGAAUCUUAUUGUUGUAUUUUGCUGAUCCAUAAAUACUCCAUCUGCAUUUUGUUUCACAACAAUUUUCCCCCAAAGAACUGUUAACGAUACAUUUAAUUUUGCAGACACCAAGUUAGACCAAAUGGUAAAUGAGUCAUAGUAGAAUAUUGCAAAGACAUAUUAAUAAAAGUGCAAACUCAGAGUUCAAUGUUUGAAUCAAAAACAAAGUUCCUGGAAAAGCUGAGCAGGUCUGGCAGCAUCUCUGAAGGAAUUAACAGUUAACAUUUCGGGUCCAGUGACCCUUCGUCAGAAAUAAUGGUGGCUGGGAAAAUGUCAAUUUAUAUGCAGAAAAUAGGGAGGUGGGUGUGGUAGGGAAUAAACGAUAGGAUAGAGCCCAAAGAGAGAGAAAGACAUUUGGACAGACAAAGGAGUUGCUAAUGAUCAGGCUGGGAGGGUGAGUAGUUGUUAAUGGGGACUGUUACUGACUAACCACAGAGGGUGUGUAAUGGCAGACUGUGUGGUAACAAGGCCUGGUGUGUGGGGUGGGAGCCUGGGACAUGGGAAAGUUUAGGCCCUAAAAUUAUUGAGCUCAAUAUUGAGUCCUGAGGGCUCUAGGGUCACCAAGUAGAAAAUGAGGUGUUGUUCUUCCAGCUUGCAUUGGGCUUCGCUGGAACACUGCAGCAAGCCAGAGACAGAGAUAUUGGCCAGGGAGCAGGGUGGUGCCAUUCAAUGUCUGAAUGUUGGCCAUCGUCCACUUUGAACCUAAGAAUUCUCUAAAUGUUGUGAAUCCACGAAUGAUAGAUAUAAAAGAAUCCCAAUAUCAAAAUGCUUAAAAGCUAAGGGGCAUAGUAUAAAAAAAUUAUUAUUCAAUAGGCCAAUGCGAUAAGGAUUGCAACAGAAGGGAGUGAAAGUUGCACUGAUAGAGUCAAAUCAGCUGUGAUUGACCCCAUCUGAAGUACUGGAUUCAGUUCUUGACAUUGUAUCUUAGGACCGCUACGUUGCCAGGCAGGGUCUGUGACAGUGUGCUAUUAGCAUUGUUCAGCUUGUUGAUGAGAUCAACGUGUGGCCUGAUCUGGAAGGUGAAUUUGGACCAGGUUGCAGAGUGGCUAGAAAAGGCCAAGAUGAAUUUUAAAUUUGAACUUUUCUCUGGUAUUUCUAGGCCUGAAGUUGUGCCUGUAUAUUUACUGGAGAGUGGUUAUCAGCUUCCAGUUGACCACCUUUCCUCAUCUAGAUCACCUCCUGGCGCAACAGUUUUUCACUUGUUUUUCUUCUUUUCAACCACAUGCAAUAGCACUUCACUAGCUAUUUUGCACCAUAAUUAGCACACAGUUUGAUAAAAUUUGUAGUUCAUCUUUCCAAUUGCCAAAGUAGUGCCAUUUUAAAAAAAUUGAAACCCAAAAGCUUUCUAGCACCAAUCAUUACUUGUGUUCCAAUACAAAAGAGGACUAUCAUAUAUCAUGUAGCAUGGUCCUAAAUAUUCUAACAGUAAUGGUUGGAAAAACUUCCAACAGUGGAAUUGCAUUGUCAGAGAUAGGUUCCAUGGUCUUGUUUCAAAUCAUAGCAGUUGAUAAAAGUUGCUGCAGAAUUUCUGGUGCUGGACUGGGCAUGUUGCAUUUACAUAGGGGUUUCAAUUCUUGUCAGCAAUGUUUUUAAAUUCUAAUCCAAAGUUUUACACAAUGGAACCAUUAGGAUAACCUCUCCAGGAAAGUCAUACCUUUAUACCCGAAAAAGGACGUUAGCGCAUCUUACACCAUUCAGCAUCUACUGUUAGCCCCUUUGAAGCCUGAGUAAAUACCACAUUACCCAAAUCAGAGAGGGUGCAGUGAGAAUGAAGAAUCAUUUGGGCUUUGGAUGACCAUGUGUUUGAGGGGUGGAUUGAUUAUAGGGAAGGUGAUGUCAGCGGGGAGAGUAGCACAAUAAGGUUACUGCCAAUUUUUUAAAAAUUUAGACUGACACAAGAGACAUGGAAAUUCCAGGCCAUUAUUCCAGUGGACUGGAUGGAUGUGAGGACACUGGGCUGAAGGUUGUGUCCCAUACUGAAAUCAUCAGAUUUUCUCUCGUAUUGAAGCUGAGUCCUCUCUUGGGAUCUGGUAAGAUAUGUAAGCACUGGGUCCAUUCGAGUGUUGGAUCAAAGGACGUUUUUCUGUUGGGAUUAUUGAAAUUAUAUUGGAAACUUGUACAAUCUGUUGUUACAUGGACUGAGACUAGUAGAUACUAUUUCCCUGUGUACUAUAUGGUUCAGUUUUGUUGCUUGUAAAUAAUGAUUUGGUUGUCUAAUACCCAAGUAUUGCUAAAAAUAAAGACAUUUUAUUUAAGCAUUUUAUCUGCCCUGCCUGCAAGAUGAUAAUCUUUUAACAAAAUGUCUUUUUUUCAGCAAUGAAAAAAACUUGAACUUUAUCUUCUGUUAGUAAGUACUUGUUAACCGAUUAUUGCUAUAAAGCAGUGCAGCUAGACCAAAAUGUGGGGUAACAAUUUUUAUCCUUAACUGAUCUGACUGUUACCAUGUUUUAAGUGAAGAGGUGUUCACAGAUUUUUUUUUUCAUUACAAUUGCUACUGCUUAAAACAAAUGUAGCACUCUGCCUUUUCUGUUUUUGAGUUUACCUGGUCAUGGUCACUGCUGGUCUAAUCUAAAAAGUAAUCAGUCACGUUAUCAUACGAAUGGGUCUUCUGUUUUUCUGUUCAUCAAAUCACUGAAAAUCUAACAAAUGUAAAAUGAUCUUUUUUUAAAAACUCCAGUAGUAGGACCCUUUGACAUAUCAUCCUUCUGAAAGAUUACUGGUUUCACAACUUUAUUUGCAUCACAAUGCUAUGAAGUACGCAAUUGUUCAACAUUGCAUAUUACAUGUUCAUGCAAAAUUUACAGACUGCAGCAAUAGAAUAAAACAUUACA